GAACGCGUUCGUUUCUCCGGUGUAAUUUGCAGGAGCAGGCAACGUCGCGUACCCUCGCGAACCAGCAACCGGCAACCGGCAGCCGGCAUCCAGCAACCAGCGACCAGCAUAGAACCACCGGCAUCGUACGCUGCGAGAUGAGGGCCACGUUUCUGUUCGGCGUCGUCCUGGCGAUGUUCCUCGUGCUGUCGCAACAUCGUGUCGUGGAAACGAAGAAGGUGAUCAUCCACGUGCCCUACAGAGUGAAGAAGGUGGAGCACACUCACACCAUCUACAAGAUCGUUCCUCGUUACACUAGCGAGCACCUCGAACGCCACGAGCAUCACGAUCGUCGCGAGAAAGAGGAGGAGCCGGAGGACGAGGACAAGUACGACGUCUAGAGCCGCGCGCCGACCGGAUCGCGGAUAUACGAUAGAAUCGUGGGCGUAACGUUGCGCGCAUUCGAUAGGCGCGGGUGCGAGCGUCGAAUCGUUCGGUCGAAGGGAACCAUGUACAAAUCCGCUCGAGCAGCAUCGCGUUGCCGAAUAAGUUGAGCGAAUAUAAUUAUGCCGUUCGCCGUUAAGGAUAAGCUCGAUAAAUAACGUUUCGUAAAUUU
Megalopta genalis is the source of this 595-nucleotide messenger RNA. RefSeq lists its product as uncharacterized. Lineage: Eukaryota; Metazoa; Arthropoda; Insecta; Hymenoptera; Halictidae. The record is from RefSeq and is a predicted model, not a curated record.